AUGAACAAAAAUUGGAACGACAGAGCCGAUAAAGAUCUCUUUUUCACUAUACUUUCUGUCAAGAACAUCGGCGUAAUAAGUGGCGCAGAAUGGACUACCAUCGGUAAUCAUAUGCGAUCGUUAGGAUAUGGCUUUACUAAUGAAGGAUGCCGGCAACACUUCCAAGGCCUUCGCAGGGCCCAGCAUAAGGCUGAGCCGAAUGGUGGUAUAGAUCAGCGCAGAUCUGAUCCCACUCUCAACCCUAUCACACGGCGCCCCGGUCCAGGUCGUGGACGACCUAGGAAACAGCCACCAGCACCCAUCGCUGGUAUUGACCCUAUGUCUUCCCCAGGAGUACAGCAAGGCCAGGGUCAGGAUGCCCAGUCGGAUGCAACUGCUUCACAUCAUAGCAUGUCCGUUCAGAUCCCUGUCGAGGAGGCCGAUUCGUUAGGCCUUGUGCAUGACAACUCCGGUCUUGACGAACAACCGUCAAAGCGUCAGCGCCUCGAUGAAGAAGAUCAACAGCAGACAGAUGACGCAGCUGUCCUGUCGUUAGCAGCAGACGGGUUAUCCGGACCAGACGAUCAUUAUGAUCCAGAGUAA
Messenger RNA from Daldinia caldariorum, 582 nucleotides. RefSeq lists its product as uncharacterized. The transcript has 2 exons. The coding region runs from base 1 to 582 and encodes 193 amino acids. The record is from RefSeq and is a predicted model, not a curated record. NCBI's taxonomy places the organism in Eukaryota, Fungi, Ascomycota, Sordariomycetes, Xylariales, Hypoxylaceae.